Messenger RNA from Phyllotreta striolata, 327 nucleotides. NCBI's taxonomy places the organism in Eukaryota, Metazoa, Arthropoda, Insecta, Coleoptera, Chrysomelidae. The record is from the annotation of a GenBank genome assembly.
AUGGCUAUAUUUAAAAGGAAAAAGCGACUGUUCAGUGCUUUGUGGCCGGACGCUUCCAGAGGAAAAUCCGAAACGUACAAAAUGUACUUUAACUACGGCCAUGAUUGCACUUUGGAAGACCUGAAGGAUAACUACGACUGGGAUUACGCCCCGGAAUGGUCCGUAUGCGGUAAAUUGAAGAGAUGGUGGGCGCGAAUGAGGGUCGUGUCGGAUACCAGCAAAUUUUACACGCACCAUUUAAGAAGCUACGGGGCGAUUUCGGCCGAAAGAAAGAGGCACUUGCAGAACUACCCAAAUGUGUUUCAUCCGUUUAGUUUAGGAAGGUAA